Malus domestica (apple) is the source of this 1140-nucleotide messenger RNA. Lineage: Eukaryota; Viridiplantae; Streptophyta; Magnoliopsida; Rosales; Rosaceae. The record is from RefSeq and is a predicted model, not a curated record.
AUGGCUGACUAUCGAAUGACUGUUUUUAAUGACUUGGCUCAAAACAUCAAUCUGAAUGUUCAUUGUCAAGCUGAAGGCAUAGAUCCGACCUCUCACUCGAUCCCAUUUUUGAAUGACUUCUUUUGGACCGUCAACAUUAAUACUACUCCUGGGUUAUCUUGUGACAUGAGUUGGUGUAGUGUAAACGGGCAUUUCAACAUCUUUGAUGCUAAAAGAGAUGCAACUAGAUGUGCUAGAAACUGGUGCGCUUGGCGUGUGAAACAGGACUACUUGUAUCUCUUCAUUGAAAGCCGUAAGAGGCUUGAGUACCUGUACACCGAGGUCAUUGUCACCCGACUUACAGUGGACUGUCAGAACAAGAACCUUUCUCAGAAAAUGGCUCAUGUUUUUCAAGCAGGGUACGACAAGUACAUACAAUACAAUACCCUCACAAAUCUCUUUCUAACGAUCUCUUUAACUCUGCAACCUCAGCCUUCUCAGUAUAUACCGCUUUGCUUCAAGCCUGGCUUCCAAAGCUCGGUACUUUCCACCGUUUUCUGCAAUCUCUGCCCUUUCUUUCUUCUGGGCUCUCUUCGUUUUCUCAAUUGUCCCGUUCGGUUCCACAUAAAUAUUAAAAGGGUUGCCAGGAACUGUACCAAGCAGAUUGGUGGUAGGCUGAGUUGGAGCAGAAACUAUGCAGCCAAAGACAUUAAAUUCGGGGUGGAGGCCCGAGCCCUCAUGCUCAGUGGUGUCGAAGAGCUUGCGGAUGCUGUCAAAGUCACCAUGGGACCUAAGGUUAUCUACCUGAUUCCACUACAACUCAUUCUAGUCGGUCAUUUACCUUUCACCUUAUAUAAAACCUUCACAUUGACUUUGUAUAAGUGUGCUCUAUGCGCAUUAGGUGUAAUCCGAUAAUUUUAUACAUUUGCGUUAUAUUUGAAUAAAGGUCGUGUUAGAGUAUGAGUGUGAUUCUUACAGUUUAGUAAUAAUCAUUGUUAUUUUAGAUUGGUAUAAAGAGGUCUUAAUGUGUUUAUAAGAGUUAAUUCAACUUUGGUUUGGAUUGAAACUCUACUGUUGGCUCGAGAAUAGAACUCAUACUUAUACAAGGAUUUGGUCUUGUAUUCCUUGUAGGAUUGUAAUAGGGCAAUCUAUGUUUAGUAU